Molecule: messenger RNA, 4615 nt
Organism: Solea solea (common sole)
Lineage: Eukaryota; Metazoa; Chordata; Actinopteri; Pleuronectiformes; Soleidae
Product: sialin
Exons: 13
Coding region: 412-1953 (513 amino acids)
Biological process (GO): monoatomic anion transport; transmembrane transport
Molecular function (GO): transmembrane transporter activity
Source: RefSeq, a predicted model, not a curated record
UCUGUAGAACGUCAGCGUUUCUGUGAAAACGUAGAAAAGCGGAGUUUCUGGCGAGAGAGAAGAAAAACAACAGCCGAACCGGUUCGUUCGUUGUUUCACCGGCUCUGACAUGAUUCACUUCGGCCGGUUUCACGGUUUAGAGGUCGUUUUGUGUUCUGCUUCACUUCGUUCACCGGCUUUUUCUGGGUCAAACUCCUCGAGGAGAUAAAUCAUCCAGUUCGCACUACGGAGAAUUCUCUCAGUCAGCCAGUUUGUCUCAUUUCCUGCUGGAUUCCUCGAACACAUGAUGCAGUAAAUUGUUCCAGCUCCUGAUUCGCUGAGGUGAAGCGUUUCUCUGAGUAUCUUAACCUAUCCUCUGGGCGACACCAUGACUCACUGAUUUUUUAACCUCCGCCGGGUCAGCUGACUGCCAUGUCGCCACCUAAUGGCCACUCCAUCAACUCCAUCGAUGCCCCCGCGGACGACAACGAGGACAGCGAACCUCUCAUCAAGAGCGAUGCAGCAGUGUCUCCUCAGUGCUGCUCGGCUCGCCUCAACCUCGCCGUCCUCAUGUUCUUCGGCUUCUCCGUGGUCUAUGGUCUGCGGGUCAACCUCAGCGUUGCCAUGGUCGCCAUGGUGAACAACACUGAUCCCACGCCAGCGAAGAACAGCUCCAUCGUGCACGCGUGUCCUCUGCCGUCAGCGAGAGGAAACACAAGUGACUCCUUCGUACAACCUGAUGGGGUCCCUCAGUAUCCCUGGGACUCGGAGACUCAGGGUUGGCUGCUGGGGGCGUUUUUCUUCGGUUACAUCUGCACUCAGAUCCCGGGAGGUUACCUGGCCGGUCACUAUGGGGGGAGCAUCUUCCUGGGUUUGGGUGUUCUGGGCACAGCUGCCCUCACCCUCCUCACCCCUCUGGCUGCUCAGAUGGGCUCCUACUGGCUGUUCGCUCUGCGAGCAUUGGAGGGCUUUGUCGAGGGUGUGACGUUCCCGGCCAUGACGGCAAUGUGGGCUCGGUGGGCGCCCCCACUGGAGCGCUCUCGCCUCAUGACCCUGUCGGGCUCUGGCUCAAGCUUUGGAGCCUUCGUGGCUCUGCCGCUCACAGGCGUCAUCAGCCAAGCACUGGGCUGGCCCGCUGUGUUCUACAUCUGUGGAGGCGCCGGUUGCCUCUGGGCCGUGUUUUGGUUUAUUUUGGUGUCAGAUGACCCUCGGACCCACCGUCGAAUCAGCAAAGAGGAGCGCGAUUACAUCAUCAACUCUAUCGGAACUCAGGGCACGGGUCACGGUUGGUCGGUGCCGGUGCUGCAGAUGCUGCUGUCCGUCCCACUGUGGGCGAUCAUCAUCACCCAGAUGUGUUCAAACUGGUCCUACUACACGCUGCUCACCUCUCUGCCCACGUACAUGGACAACAUCCUGCACUUUGACCUCAAAUCGAACAGCUUCCUGUCCGCUGUGCCGUACCUCGGUGGCAUGCUGGUCUCGCUGCUGUCGGCCGUUGCCGCCGACAGCCUCAUCGAGAGGAGAGUGUUGAGCGUCACCGCCGUUCGUAAACUCUUCACAUUCACCGGCCUCUUGUUCCCGGCUGUGUUCUUGGCCGCAGUGGGUUACGCCGGCUGCAGCCACGUCCUCGCCGUCACCUUCCUCACACUCUCCAUGGCCAUCGGGGGGAUCAGCGCCCCCGGAGUCUUCAUCAACCAGCUCGACAUCGCUCCUCGAUAUGCAGGAUUCCUUCUGGGAAUCACCAACACAUUCGGGACAAUCCCGGGCAUCGUGGCUCCCAUCGUGACGGGAUACUUCACAGAAGAUCACACACUGUCCGGCUGGAGGACGGUGUUCUGUGUCGCAGCCGCGAUCAACGUGGGCGGAGCGUUCUUUUACACCAUAUUUGGCAGAGGGGAGAUUCAGCCGUGGGCCGUCACAGAGGAGGAGAGAGCGGAGGCCGAGUCGAGGAGGAGCAGGUCCAUCUCCACAUGAUCCUAAAUCCUAUACAUCCAGAACCUCUAUUUUUAUAAAGACCAAAAAAAGAAAUAUAGAGUUUUUAAAAAGACAGAUUCACAGUCAGAGGAGGAGACAUAUAGGAGGGCAAAGUUAUAGUUCUACCUCUGUUACAUUUAAAUGCAUUUUAAUACGUGGUGAAGAAUGUGAGAGGUUUAUUUCCACAGAGAAGGUUUAAUAAAGUGAUUAGUUUUUAAGUGUGGUUGUGUGAGGUACUGACGAAACAUGGAAAACCAGAUUUACCUAUAGCUCAUCUACUGUAUACCUACUUUAGGCCUUUAGACCGACCGCUUUCUCCUGCUGGAAACUAAAGUUUGUUCCACUCCAACUUCCCUUCACCAAAUUCCAUAGAGUGAAUCAGUGAUUUUACAUCACGGCACACAGGAGUCACUGUGAUUCCCUGCUGCUUCCAUCCAGUAAAUUCAAAACAUGUUAUUCCUUCACAUCCGAGUGUGAAAUUCUUCAAGUGGCAUAAACUUACCAAAACAAGGCAGCAGUAGAACGCUCCCGUGUCCCUGAAAGCUAAAAACGCCUGAUUUUCUCUAUGUACUUUGGUGACUGGAGAGUGAGCAGUUUAUAAACUGCAGUUUCUAAGCCAUAAAAAGGCUGUUUUCGACGAUUUCUUUUGGAAAAAGGUCAUCAAACAGUAGCAGAAAUAUUCGUGAUAUAUAGACUGAAGUAAAAAGUGUUGCCAUGUGUCACUAGCUCAUACAAUCACACUUAAAAAAAAAAAAUCCCUCAAAAAGUGCACAUGUACAAGAAUGUCUUUGUGGAGGAGUGUUGGUUUCUACAGUGUCUGCACUAUUUUUAUUUAAAAAAAUAUGUUGCUGUUGUUACAAGAAGGCUUUUUAAUUGUUGGAUAGAACCCGGGUUCUUAAACUGUGGUAACAGAAAUACUGCUCUACUGUAUAUACCAGGGUCUUAAUGCCACUAUACCAGUGUGUGAAGUAUAUGUGAUGAAGAGGAGGCGGAGGAGGAUGAUGAGAGAGCAAAUUAUCUUAUUGGGAAUUCAUCUGAAUAAAAACGAACCCAUUGUCUAUUCAGGGCAGUUUUCACAAACAGGUACACAAACUUUGAAGGAUUUCAAGGACCCGUCUUGGGAGACCGGUGUAUUUUUAUUUGCGCCGACUCUUACUGCCUCAAUCGACCGACAAACGAUUCAUUCCACCUUUGUUUUUUACUGUAGAAGAGUUCAGUUUAAAGGAAACGGUGCCUUAACUCAGACCAAAAUGUAUGUGAUUUCUACCAAAUCACUUGGUAUGUUGAACAUGUUGAACAUUUUCAAGCUUUUCUUGGAACAGUGUUUUAAUGGGACCAAGUGUUUCUUUUAAUGCCUCAAUUACUUUCCAGUGGGACUGAAACAAACACUGUCCACACAAAGAAAAGACAAGACAAGACAAGACACAUCACCUUAAAUGCCUUAUAUUUGAUGUGGUGCCAAAGAAGAAGUGUUUUUAGUCUCACUCACUCAACCUUUUUACUGCUAGAAUGUCAACAAUGUUCAGCUCCUUUAAGGAAUAACGUGAUCACACAGCACAAACAGGACACUGUGUAAACACUGUGUAAACACUGUGUGCACUGAUGCAAUAAUUUAUUUAUUUACCUUCACUUCACUGUGAAAAUGUGUCACACGCACUAAGAUUUAGGUUUAUAGUUUUAGCUUAUCUUUUGAAAACGAUACAACUAUCGGGCUCGUUUUGAGAAGUUAAAAUCAUGACACAAAGCCUCUAAAUGUGUUCAUUUAUUCUUAAUCUUAAAUGUUUUAUCUUCAUUUCUAAGUAUCAUCGUAGAUUCUGUAUAGGGUUGGAAAAAAGGGUGGGAAAUUCCAGAAACUUUCCAUGGGAACUUUAGCCAGGGAAUUUAGGAAACUUUCCGUAUUAAAUAGUGUGAUGUGUGCCUGUGGUUGAGGAAUUGCAUUGAUAUUGAACUGUAUUUGCAUCAAAUCUGACUCGUUUUAAGUUCCAAACGAUCCAUUUUGAAGAUUUCCAGUUUCUUCCCCUUAAUUCCCAUGGAACAUUUCCCAUUUUGAGAAUUACCAGGAAUUCUGCAUCUCUGAUUCUGUUACUUUUAUCUCAUCACAUCAUAAAAUACAGUAUAUAUUAUGUGUACAUAGCCUUUCAGUGGGUUCUCUUUGUGUUUUCAUGUCCUUUUUUUUUUUUUAUCAGUGAUUCUGAUCAUUGUGGUUAUUGUUUACAGUUGUGGAUUAUUUGCUACCAAAUUACAGAAUAAUCCGGAAUAAUCUAUAUGUUUAUGUGGGUAAAUAUUGAGACCACACCAGUUGCAGAGUAUGUAUGUCUGUAUGUAAUGUCUGUAUGUAUGUAUGUAUGUAUGUAUGUAUGUAUGUAUAUAUAUAUAUAUAUAUAUAUAUAUAUAUAUAUACAUAUACAUAUAUAUGUAUAUACACAGUACAUGUGUAUAUAUAAAGUACAUUGAAAUGUAUGCUAUGUUUCCACAUUUAAAUCUUCUGUCAUUGAACAAACACUUUUGUUGUCACAUGUGUACAAUUUACACUGAAACCUUUUUUUUGGUACAACAUCAGUUAAAUUUAUUUUAUAAAAUGUUCACUUGCUUGACAGUUGAACUGCCAGAAUUCUAGAAUUGUAACUGUUACUUAAAUAUAAAAUAAAAGUCUAAGAGCAAA